Molecule: messenger RNA, 1072 nt
Organism: Astyanax mexicanus (Mexican tetra)
Lineage: Eukaryota; Metazoa; Chordata; Actinopteri; Characiformes; Acestrorhamphidae
Product: LAT2 domain-containing protein
Exons: 12
Coding region: 234-794 (186 amino acids)
Source: RefSeq, a predicted model, not a curated record
AGCAGCAGCUUCCUUUGUAGUGGUCCCCUCUGUCCGGCACACUGAAGCACGGAUGUGGUUAUGCACCGUUUGAAACAGGAAACAGCACCGCAACCUUUAUGCGCUUUCAUCAAGCCCUCUUACUUUUGUCUCCAGGCUGCUUGUUCAGAAUGGCCGCACUCUGAAGUUUAAGAUUCUCUUUGAUGCGAGGAUGAUAAAAUAAAUCUGAAAAAUAAAUCUUACUUCCUGAAGGCAUGGUCGAAAUCACAAAUCAGCAAGGAGCCGUCCUUGCCUUUGUGUCUCUGGCCACACUCGGGUUAGUGUCUGCCAUCUGCUUGGGCUGCAGAAAAAAAUCCAAGAUAGUUCAGGAGGAUAACCAGCUUUAUAUUCCACAAAUAUUUCAGCGAGAGGGGAGCAGAUUCGCUGUGACACGAUCAAAAACAGUGACCAGGCCUAACCAGAUAACCUCAGAUCAGUCUCCGAGCUUCGGGAACACGGGUCAUGCGUCUCACAUCCAACCACAGGCAGCAGUUCAGGACACUCACAGCAGUUACCAGAACCUUCCCAACUCAAUUUGCGGCAGUCUAGAACCAGCUUAUAUAAAUCCAAUUCCAACCCCACCAAGCAAAGACCUGCCAGACGAGCUGAUGGACAUCGAUGCUGGUGCAUAUGAGAACGUCUUCCCUGCAAAAUAUAUUGACCAUGACUCUGACAGCUACGAUUAUGAAAACGCACAGUAUCUGCAGAACAACGAUGACGAUGAACCUGAUUAUGAAAAUACUAAUCCCCUUGUUCAUCAUGAAAACAUGAGUUAAAAUGUUAAUUUAUUUCAGUACCUCGAAGCAAUUAAAGUAUAAUUUUAGCUAAAGCUAGUGAUACCAACUAUAUCUGUAUUUUCUUAUUAGGUGGUUUUAUGGAGUGUUACUGUGAAUUCAUGUUUUUUUUGUGUGAAAUGAUGUAACAAAAUGUAGAUUUUAUUUGUUGUUAUUUUAUCUGUUGUUACAAGCAAUUAUUAUAUUAUUAUUAUUAUUAUUAUUAUUAUUGUUUGUCAUAUUACUGUGUCACUACACAGGAAAUAAAACUGUCCUCACUA